This is a messenger RNA of Daphnia pulicaria, 937 nucleotides long. Its product is annotated as lithostathine-1-like. Gene Ontology annotation, cellular component: external side of plasma membrane. The transcript is spliced from 4 exons. The record is from RefSeq and is a predicted model, not a curated record. Bases 216 to 785 code for a protein of 189 amino acids. Gene Ontology annotation, biological process: biological process involved in interspecies interaction between organisms. Lineage: Eukaryota; Metazoa; Arthropoda; Branchiopoda; Diplostraca; Daphniidae. Gene Ontology annotation, molecular function: carbohydrate binding.
UUAAAACUAUGCUUGAAUGUAAUACACAGACUGUAUUUGAAACAAACACUUGUUUAUAGUUCAUGUCAUUGAUCAUGUGAUAUUAAAUUUCUUUAUCUGAUAAUAAGAUAAGAAUAUUGACGGGUUUCUGGCACAGACUGUAACUAGCUCAGUCAUGAAUUUGUGUAAUCUGUUUGAAUAUUUAUAAUAAAAACGAGACUUGGUUUGGUAGAAAAAUGCCAAUAUUAAAAAACAUUUUAUUUUCAGAUUGUUUUUUGCUAUCCCUCUUUUUCGUUUUGACAACAACCGCCCUGUCAACAGAAGACAACGCUGAUGGAUUUUUUUCCGGGUCAACAAAAAGCUGCCCGGAAUAUUAUCGCAAUGACGUCCGUGUUCCUUGCUUUUUCUUGGGAGAAAAAUGCUAUUGUUUCUCAACACAAAUGUUUCUGAUGGCGUGGAAUGACGCUAAAUAUUAUUGUCGACUUAACAAUUAUACUUUGAUAAGUCUGGAGACAAAAACGGAAGAUGAUCUGAUACAUCAACAUAUCGAAACCACCGAAUUACUUUCCGAGCUGCCAUGGUUUUGGACUUCAGGAACAUACAGUGAGGAUCAGUGGAAAUGGUCUACAAGCCCCCUUCCUGGUGAACCUUUUAGUUAUUCAAAUUGGGCCUCAACAAGGCCAAUUUACAACAUGAAUGGUUACUGCACUGAAAUCAAUUACAGCACUUUUCAAGGUGCAUGGGUGGACUUUCCUUGCGAUUUUACAAAUUAUUUUAUAUGCGAAGGAAAUUCAACUUUUAUUUAAUUGAUCUUUGAAAAAUGAAAAGCGCAGUCAAGCAAUGCAAUGUGUGACCAUACAUAAAUAGUGUAGCGAUAGUUCAUUAAUUUCGGAUUCAAGGUUGAUGGGCGCAUUUGCGUUGUAAAAUAAAUAGUUCAAAUAUAUUUUUGAACCAGAAA